AUGCUGCCGACGUAUCACAGGGGAGGGUGUCCCUGCUUUCCCUCUCUGAUCCCUCCCGCCACCCUCACGUCCUUCCUAUCGAAUUUCUGUCACAGGGUUGCACAUCUUUCUUUGAUGGAUUUGCAGUUCUCGCUUGCUCAGUUUUAUCUGCUUUUGUUUUCGCCUCGCAAAGUGUAUGAGUUUGCCAGUAUUCGGAAGAAACAGAAAAACUAUUACGCCCGAGAUGACCCAGGCUUUCUCCUGCUGCUCUUCUUCUUCUUUCUGGUCACUGGUGUCGUGUACGCUCUGGCCUUCUCUCAAUCGGCUCUAGGGUUCCUAUUUACAUCUCUCGCUCCCCCUGUCUACUUGCUCCUCUCGUCGUUUGUUCUUCCUCUCCUAAACUACUUUAUUCUUCUUAAUCGUCCCCGUCAUUCUCACUCCCGAACAGGGACUAUUUCCUCACGGUCACGAGAAGGAAGGAAUUUGUCCCCGUCUUCAACUUCAGGCCCCCGCCCUGAGUUUCUCUUUUGUUUUGAUGUUCACUGGAAUGCCUCCUUCCUGUAUCUUGUCUUUGGCCUCAUUCUUUACCUCCUCCUCUUCCCCAUCCUCCGUCUUCUUCCUCUUACAGUCGAACUCUUCUUUUCAAAUGCCAUACAAGUGGUCGGACUUACCGCGUACUGUUACGUCACAGCUCUCGGAUAUGCACGGCUUGGGUUCUCAGACUCUUCACUUCCCUUCUUCCUGCCUGCUUUGGUUUUUCUCCUCUUCGCCAUUGUGGCUACGGCCUCGUCUGUCAACCUCGGAGACCUUCUCAUCAGUGCUCUCCUCUAUUCCCAGAACCAACUCACUGGACCUACAAUGCAGAAAGCUGGAGUCCCCGAGGCUACAGUCAUUGGGUUAAAUGACACGAUAGCGACACCGCCAGCUGCUCCUGAGGUGUCAGUACACCUGGAGGCAUCCGGUGGCAAGUGA
Messenger RNA from Neospora caninum, 951 nucleotides. RefSeq lists its product as hypothetical. NCBI's taxonomy places the organism in Eukaryota, Apicomplexa, Conoidasida, Eucoccidiorida, Sarcocystidae. Bases 1 to 951 code for a protein of 316 amino acids. Gene Ontology annotation, cellular component: Golgi membrane. The transcript has a single exon. The record is from RefSeq and is a predicted model, not a curated record.